Molecule: messenger RNA, 1140 nt
Organism: Musa acuminata subsp. malaccensis (wild Malaysian banana)
Lineage: Eukaryota; Viridiplantae; Streptophyta; Magnoliopsida; Zingiberales; Musaceae
Product: 2-hydroxyisoflavanone dehydratase-like
Molecular function (GO): hydrolase activity
Source: RefSeq, a predicted model, not a curated record
AUGGUGAAUCUCAUCCUUUCUUUUCCUAUAUAUAUCACAAACAGAACCCCUCUCGCUCUUCCCUCAGAGGAUACAUCAACGAUGGCAGCAAGCAACGAGAUCGCCCUCGAGUUGGCCCCCAUCAUCCGCAUCUACAAGGACGGCCGCAUUGAGCGCUUAGACGCCGACGUGCAACUCCCUCCUUCCGUCGACACCGCCACCGGCGUCGUCUCCAAGGACGUCCCCAUCGCCGCCGGCGUCACCGCCCGGCUCUACCUCCCAGCUGUCGACGCGCCAUCGAAGCUCCCCGUCUUCGUGUACUACCACGGCGGAGGCUUCUGCAUCGGCUCCGCCUCCUCCUCCAUCUACCACGUCUUCCUCAACACCAUCGUGUCCACAGCCAGCGUCAUCGCCGUGUCCGUGGACUACCGGCUGGCACCGGAGCACCUCAUCCCGGCGGCCUACGAGGACGCCUGGUGCGCGCUCCGGUGGGUGGCGUCCCACGCGGAGGGUGGCCCCGAGCCGUGCCUGGCCAAGGAUCGGACGGACUUCACGCGUCUCUUUCUGGCCGGGGACAGCGCCGGGGCGAACAUCGCGCACAAUGUGGCGAUGCGCGUGGCCGCGGAGGGGCUCGGCGUUGGCGGUGCGAGGGUGGAAAGCAUGGUGCUGCUGCACCCCUACUUCUGGGGGACGACGCGGCUGCCGUGCGAGGUGGGGCGCGUCGACCACCCGGUUAUCCCGCCGCACACCGUGGACAGCAUGUGGCAGCUGAUAACCGGCGGGGCGGACAACGACGACCCGAGGUUAAACCCGUUGGCGGAUGGGGCGCCGAGCCUGGCGGGGCUGGGUUGCAGGCGGGUGAUGGUGGCGGUGGCGGAGAAGGACACGUUGAGGGACAGGGGGAGGGCGUACUUCGAGGCUCUGAGGAAGUGCGGGUGGAGUGGGGAAGCGCAGCUGUGGGAGACGCAGGGAGAAGACCACGUCUUCUUCCUCUUCAAGCCAGGGUGCAAUGAGGUGUCUCUCUUGGUGCAGAAAUUGGUUAGCUUCCUGAAGGAGUAACCAUCCGUGGGUGAAUCAUAGAUUUGUGGAGAGAAAUAGAGAGAGGGAGAGGAAUAAAUGUGCCAUAAUAAGGGAUAAUAAUGUCAUCAAUCUUGCAUGAAC